UUGAGAGUGACAUUUAAAGAUAUUAAACUCAAGAGUCUGAACUUAAGUGGAUGUAUCAAAAAUUAAUUUUUUAUUUGUUAAUUUGUUCAUGCAAGAGUAAAGUUUAUUGCUUUUUUAAUUAAAAAAUUCAAAAUGGUUAACAAGGAAUCCCUUGAAAAAGAUAUAAAUGAAAAAAAGAGGCGGAAAACCAGCUCUGAUGUUGGAACAUCUAAACAAUCAAAAGAAGAAGUAUAUGAGAGUAUCAUAAGACAUGAGGAGGAGGAGGCUAAAACCAGAGCAGCAAAAGAGGACAUGGCGCUCUUUCAUCAAACUUGUGGAGAGCUGAAAACGAUAUUUGAUGAAAUUGCUACAUUAAAAAAGGAUAAUUCAGAGAAGGCAAAAUCAGAAAUUCUCGAAAAACGUAUUCAAGGAUCAUUAAUUUUUGUUCUUCUUAAGAAACUUAAUCGUUUGGAUAAAAUACGUUUGCGUUCAGGACGAGAUGCAUUACAUAAAGAAAAAUUAAGGGUUGAUAGUAAUCGUCUCCAGUUACAAAAUUUGUUAUAUGAACUAAAUCAUUUAAAAAGGGAAGUUGAACACUGCUAUCAAUUCAAAAGUCAAGAUGAAGAAAUUGAAUUAGUAUCUGAAGAAGAAUUUUAUGCUACUGCUCCAGAAAUAGUAAGUCGGCCAGAUAAAACAAAGAGUGAUGAACAUUCUAAAAGAUUAGCUCGGUUGGAAUGGGAGUUACAACAACGAAAAGAACUGUCGGCUCUUGUUAAAGAAUUAACUGUGUCUAAGGAAAGUGUUUCUAAGGAUAUAAGUUUGAAAGUUGAAAGGUUAAAUUCAUUGGCUCCAUGUCUAGAAGCCCUUUUAAUAGCUACGAGACCAUUACAAACAGCAUUAGACAUGGAAAUUGAAAAAGAAUGGGAGGUUCAACAAUCAGUUCGAUUACUGCCACGUCCCCUUUAUUUAGUUUAUGUUAAUUUAUCUGCUUAUGGUGAGGCCUGCGACAAGUAUUUAAAAGUUUCAAUUGCUGAAGAUGAAGAAGAAAUGAGACAGAUAGAGGAUGAAGAUAAAAUUUCAGAUUUAAUGGAUGAAACUUUAAAUGAUGAUAAUCAAGAGUCCGAUGGAGAUGAAAAUGAAAUUUCUGAAAAUAUACCUCGGAAAAAGUAUCAUAAAAGGAAAAGUACUGUAGACUCUAAAGAAGUAAAGCGAAAAAAUCUUUUUAAAGCACAUCCAUUACGGGUUGUAAUUUCAUUUGAAAAGAGAGGUAGCAAAGAACAGCUUACUUUAACAUUGCAUUAUUUUGAAAAUCUUAAUCUUAUCACAUUGUCUACAAAAGUUGAAAUAGAAAACUUGACUUCGGCAGCAGGGGCUGUGGUAUCAGCAGAAAACGUGUUAAACAAUUUGUACGCAAAUGACCGUGGUGAAUGUAGUCCAAAUCCUAAGACAAAGUAUCAAUUACGUGAGUUUGAAAUGACAGAAAAGCAUCUUUUAGAAUAUUUUAACGAAAAAGAUUACGGAAAGCCAUUCAAGUGGGUUCAACGUUUAUGUGGUCUAAAUUUUCCAGCUUCAGAUGAACAAGAAUCAACUUCAUCGGCUGAUUUCAAUGAAGACAAAUCAGUUGAAUGGGCUCAAAAUUCAGUUCCUGCAAUUGUUAAAACUAUUCGUUCCCGUUGGCUAUCGCGCUUAAACCUAUACCAGCAGAUUCAAGCCUUGGAAAACAAAAAUAUUGAGCCUGUAGAUUCAACUUCUAUGGAUGUUGAUGAAGAUAAUUGUUCAACAUUAAGAAUAUCUUCAUCUUUAGUGCAAUGGACUAAUCUAUCAUGGUUGGAAUAUUCAUCUGACUCUUCUACACAACAAUUUGUUGAAUUUAAUGUUGUGUCAGAGCAUGAUAUGUUUUAUCGCGCCAUAAUUACAAGAAAUUCUGCAAAAUUAGAGUGCUUGAUAAGCAUACCCAGUGGUUUUCCAAAUAAAUACCCCAUUUGGUCACUUUGCCUGUUUUGGAAUGGCAAACAUAAUUCGCAAACGAAUCAAGCUAUAAGAGAAAUGGAAAUGUGGACGAAUUCUAUCGAAAUAAAUUCUGUGCAUAAGAAAAAUAUUUUAUCUGCUCAAUUAAAACGAACAAUGACUAGUUUAGAUAUAUUUUUGGAGACUGAAGGUCCAUUGUACAGCCCGGCUGAAUUUGUUCAAGAUAAAACGUUUUUGCAACCAUUCCGAGGCAGAACUCGUUCACGCCCUUUCAAAAGUGUGCAAAUUGGUAGUAAUACGGUAUUCAAGCAAAUUGAGAAGCUUUGAAGAAAUGUAAUUAAAUAACGCAAAAGAAUUAAAUAUUUUUAAUUUUUUUAAAUUUUAAAAUAGAAGUGUUAUUUUAGUUGUAAUCUUAAGAUAAAAUAAAAUUCUUAUCUAUUAA
This is a messenger RNA of Condylostylus longicornis, 2389 nucleotides long. RefSeq names its product THO complex subunit 5 homolog (gene thoc5). The transcript is spliced from 7 exons. The coding region runs from base 133 to 2274 and encodes 713 amino acids. Gene Ontology annotation, molecular function: mRNA binding. Gene Ontology annotation, biological process: positive regulation of DNA-templated transcription, elongation; mRNA export from nucleus. Gene Ontology annotation, cellular component: THO complex part of transcription export complex. Lineage: Eukaryota; Metazoa; Arthropoda; Insecta; Diptera; Dolichopodidae. The record is from RefSeq and is a predicted model, not a curated record.